AUGGGAAAGGUGUGCCGCGUCGCCCCUAUACCUGUUGGCGACGGGAGGAUUUUUGAAGACGGGACGAUGGCGAAGAGCGGCGGGGCGGGGCGCGGGGAUGCUAACAGCGCGGACGGCGUGCAUUCACCUCUGACCCGCGCGCGGGGCGAGCGGCGCUCAAGGUCGGUGCCUCGCCUGAAGGUCGCUGGUCACGUGACGAAGGGUGCUCACCCCCUCGCGUCCGCCUCUCGUGUCUUACUC
Molecule: messenger RNA, 240 nt
Organism: Iphiclides podalirius (scarce swallowtail)
Lineage: Eukaryota; Metazoa; Arthropoda; Insecta; Lepidoptera; Papilionidae
Source: the annotation of a GenBank genome assembly